Molecule: messenger RNA, 2643 nt
Organism: Aspergillus alliaceus
Lineage: Eukaryota; Fungi; Ascomycota; Eurotiomycetes; Eurotiales; Aspergillaceae
Product: FAD-binding oxidoreductase
Exons: 13
Coding region: 1-2643 (880 amino acids)
Biological process (GO): transmembrane transport; oligopeptide transport
Cellular component (GO): plasma membrane; fungal-type vacuole
Molecular function (GO): dipeptide transmembrane transporter activity; tripeptide transmembrane transporter activity; D-amino-acid oxidase activity
Source: RefSeq, a predicted model, not a curated record
AUGGCGGAAAGCACAAGAAUUUCAGACGUCCCUGAUCUCGGCCGGGCAUAUGAACCAGGUUUGCGUCGAGUGCCUGACCGUAUUCCCUGGGUUGUCGGACUCAUCAUCGUUGUUGAGCUUGGGGAGAGAUUCACCUAUUUCGGCCUUAGUGGACCCCUACAGAAUUACAUCAAGAAUCCAUACAUCCCUGGAGCAGAACUACCAGGCGCCCUUGGUAAGGGGCAAGCAACUGCGUCUGCUCUAGGUAACUUUUUCAAGUUUUGGGCGUAUGCCUCCACCAUUCUGGGGGCGGUGGUAGCCGAUCAGUAUGUCGGCAAAUUUAAGGCCAUAGUCAUAGCCUCUGGGGUUUACAUCGUCGGCUUAACUAUCCUUGUAGCAACUGCGACCCCAGCAGCUAUCAAUGGAGGAUCGGCAUUUGGUGGGCUCGUUGCCUCGAUGGUUAUCAUAGGCUUGGGAACAGGUGGAAUCAAAGCAAAUGUCACCCCUUUCUGUGCUGAACAGUAUACGAAGGGCAGCGCCUUUAUCAAGACACUAAAGUCAGGAGAACGUGUGGUUGUAGACCCUGAGCUCACCGUGGAGCGAAUGUUCAUGUGGUUCUACUGGGCCGUCAAUAUCGGUGCUCUAUCACCCUUGAUUACCGUCAAUGUGGAAGCCAAAGUGUCCUUCUGGCUGGCCUUUCUCAUACCCUUGAUUGUGAUUGUCCUUGCUGCCAUCGUUUUCACAUGCUGCAGCAGGUUGUAUAUCAAGACCCAACCACAGGGUUCACCAAUUGUUGAAACCGCCAGAACUGUAUAUGUUGCUAUAUCGGAAAGGGGCUUCGAGAAUGCGAAGCCCAGUGCCCUGAGGGAACGGGGUCGGAUAGAGAGAUACUCUGCCGCAUCCAACGCCAACUACACCGAUCAAAGUGUUGAUGGGGUUAAAAGGGGCAUGAGGGCCUGCAAACUAUUCCUCCUGUUCCCGUUCUAUUUCAUUUGCUGGGUCCAGAUCUGGAAUAAUCUCAUCUCCCAGGCUGGUCAGAUGGCUCUGCACGGCACUCCAAAUGAUUUGCUGCAAAAUCUAGACCCUAUAGCUUUGAUUAUCUUCAUCCCGUUCCUCGAUCUCGUCGUCUACCCAACAUUGCGUCACUUUAAGAUCGAUUUCCGACCAGAGUUGAAGAUUACUGUCGGGUUCUUCAUGGCUUCUAUAUCUAUGGUGUACGCCAGUGUGCUCCAGCACUACAUAUACAUCUCUCCGGCGCAAACCAUUCACGUUUGGGUUCAGACACCUGCAUAUGUUCUAGUCGCCUUCUCGGAGGCCUUCGUUGUGGUGACGGGCUUGGAAAUCGCAUAUACCAAUGCCCCCGAAAGUCUGCGCUCCCUGGUUUCGUCACUUUUCUGGUUGACUAUCGGCGUAGCGGCGGCCAUUUGUAUCGGACUCGCCCCGGUUUCACAGGAUCCCUAUUUAGUCUGGAUGUAUGGAUCUCUAGCUAUUGUAGGUUUCGUCGCGGGAAUCCUGUUCUAUGUACUCUUCGGGAGGGUAUUGAAUCAGCCAGUCCCGGUAUUGGAUUCGGUGGAGACCACAACUUUGGGCCAGCGGGAAGACGAAGAGGCACAAAUUGGGGGAGGGAAAUGCAUACCAGCACACGCGGGUAUCAUCGGCUUAAACGUUACCUUGGAGUUAUCGAAACGUGGCUAUGGACGGCAUGUCACAGUUAUGGCGGAACAUCUCCCGGGAGAUGAAUCUAUCGAUUAUACCUCUCCUUGGGCCGGAGCGAAUUUUUCAGGCAUAUCUGGCAGCGAUGCCAACGCACUGCGCUGGGAUCGAUCUGGCUACUCGACCAUGAUUGGCUUGAUUGAUGCCGGGGCGGAAGAAGCGAAGUAUCUGUCCAAAACCGAGUCAACAGAGUAUUGGGACCAAGCACCAUCGCAGGAUAAGAUCAACAGCAUGACAGAGUAUCUGCGUGAUCUUGUCAUAAUCCCUUCAUCCGAUCUCCCUGAAGGGGUUGCCUUCGGUAUAAAAUUCACCACAGUCACACUCAAUGCGCCCGCACAUUGCGAACAUCUGAAACACCUCCUAUCUCAACCCCGGUAUGGUGGUGUAAGAUUUGUCCGCCGAAAGGUAUCGCGCUUACAGGACGCCUUCCUGCAAGGAACGCACAUUGUCUUCAACUGCGUCGGCAACGCAGCAUUUAGCUUAGCGGGAGUUACUGACCUGAAAUGCUAUCCCACACGUGGUCAGAUUGUUGUUGCAAAGGCGCCGUCAGUCAACGUCAAUGUUAUGCGGCAUGGCAAAGACUACGAGACAUAUAUUAUCCCACGGCCCCGCUCAGAUGGCACCGUGAUACUAGGUGGCUACCUACAGCCACGCGACCACACAAGCCAGGCCCGACCGGUAGAGACCGAAUCUAUCCUGAGUCGAACGGCAGCACUCCUGCCGGUCCUCAAAAAUGGAGAAACAAAAAUUAUUCGCGUUGCCGUGGGAUUGCGGCCAUCACGGCAAGGCGGUGCUCGAGUGGAGCUCGAGACCACGCCGGAGGGUAACACUGUGGUACACAACUAUGGCGCGGGUGGGACUGGGUUUCAAGCUGGGAUGGGAAUGGCUAUGGAUGCGGUUGAUUUGGCCGCUGACAUCCUCGGCCAUCUCCAGGCUCAUAGUAAGUUGUAA